Molecule: messenger RNA, 942 nt
Organism: Daldinia childiae
Lineage: Eukaryota; Fungi; Ascomycota; Sordariomycetes; Xylariales; Hypoxylaceae
Product: putative endo-beta-1,4-glucanase D
Exons: 4
Coding region: 1-942 (313 amino acids)
Biological process (GO): carbohydrate metabolic process
Cellular component (GO): extracellular region
Molecular function (GO): cellulose binding
Source: RefSeq, a predicted model, not a curated record
AUGAGAUACUCUUUGGUAGCGGCUGCUAUUGCCAGCGCCAGUCUGGCGAGCGCUCACACGAUCUUCGUUCAACUUGAGGCAAAUGGUGUGACGAAUCCAGUAUCUCACGGCAUAAGAACGCCAUCUUAUGAUGGCCCUAUUAGCGACGUAACGUCUAACGAUGUUGCAUGCAACGGCGGUCCUAACCCGACUACGCCCUCUGACAAGAUCAUCGACGUCAAAGCUGGCUCCACAGUCAAUGCUAUCUGGAGGCACACGCUGACAUCUGGCCCCGGUGAUGUGAUGGAAGCGAGCCAUCUGGGACCUACCCUCGCCUACCUCAAGAAAGUCGGCGAUGCAACGACUGACAAGGGAUACGGCGAUGGUUGGUUCAAGAUUCAGGAAGAUGGUUACAGCAACGGAGUCUGGGGUACCUCGAAGGUUAUCAACAACGAGGGCAAGCACCCGAUUAAGAUCCCAGACUGUCUACCAGAUGGACAAUACCUCCUCCGUGCUGAAAUGAUUGCCCUUCACGCCGCUGGAUCCAGUAAGGGUGUUCAGCUGUACAUGGAAUGCGCACAGAUCAAUAUUUCAGGAGGUUCGGCUACAAAGACGCCUACAACCUAUAGCCUCCCCGGUAUUUACAAGCAGAAUGAUCCGGGCAUCCUCAUCAACAUCUACUCCAUGGAUAAGAACAGCCAAUACGUUAUCCCUGGCCCUGAUCCUUUCACUUGCUCGGCAGCUAGCUCUGGCGGUGACUCUCAAACAACACCGAAGCUACCUGCUUCCACAACACUAGCAACGUCCACCAAGACCACAGCACCCACGACACCGACCUCUCCCUCGGGAUGUACUGUCGCGCAGUGGGCCCAGUGCGGUGGCUCUGGCUUCACGGGAUGCAGUACUUGCGCUAGCGGGUAUACUUGCCAGAAACAGAACGAGUACUAUUCCCAGUGCGCGUAA